AUGGCUACUGAAGUAUGUCACCACGCUAUUGGGACUUUGCAGUCUCAUUCUUACCUUAGUAAUUUGAAUCAUAGCCAAAAUCUCAGGAGCGGUUCGUUAAGAUUGGCGACAAGCCAGAGGAAUUGUUUUGUAAUUCGGUCUUCAGCUUCUCAUUCUCAGACAUCGGUUGUUGAUCCAGUGUUGGCCCCUUCAAGAAGCAACACCGGUGACAGUUCUAAGAAAUCAAAUGAAGCAGCUUUGAUCCUUAUUCGACACGGUGAGUCGUUGUGGAAUGAAAAGAAUUUGUUCACAGGUUGUGUUGAUGUACCACUUAGCAAGAAGGGUAUAGAUGAGGCAAUUGAAGCUGGAAAAAAGAUUAGUAACAUUCCUGUUGAUGUCAUAUUUACGUCUGCGUUGAUUCGUGCACAAAUGACAGCCAUGCUUGCCAUGACCCAACACCGCCGUAAGAAGGUGCCUGUUGUUUUGCACGACGAGAGUGAGCAAGCAAAAGCAUGGAGUCAAGUUUUUAGCGAAGAUACAAAAAAGCAGUCCAUUCCAGUCACAACAGCUUGGCAACUAAAUGAAAGAAUGUAUGGAGAACUACAGGGUCUCAAUAAGCAAGAAACAGCAGACAGAUACGGGAAAGAGCAAGUCCAUGAGUGGCGCCGAAGCUACGACAUACCUCCUCCCAAUGGUGAAAGUUUGGAAAUGUGCGCUGAAAGAGCAGUUGCCUAUUUCAGAGACCGGAUUGAACCCAAACUUUUAUCUGGAAAGAAUGUUAUGAUUGCAGCACACGGGAAUUCAUUGAGAUCCAUUAUCAUGUAUCUCGACAAGUUAACUUCCCAGGAGGUCAUUAGCUUAGAACUGUCAACCGGAAUUCCAAUGCUUUACAUUUUCAAAGAGGGAAGAUUCAUCAGGAGGGGGAGUCCUACAGGACCAACUGAAUCUGGAGUUUAUGCCUAUACCAAGCAUUUAGCGCUUUACAGACAGAAGUUGGAUGAGAUGUUCCAAUAA
Molecule: messenger RNA, 993 nt
Organism: Vicia faba (fava bean)
Lineage: Eukaryota; Viridiplantae; Streptophyta; Magnoliopsida; Fabales; Fabaceae
Source: the annotation of a GenBank genome assembly